This is a messenger RNA of Photinus pyralis (common eastern firefly), 1050 nucleotides long. RefSeq names its product aldo-keto reductase family 1 member B1-like. The transcript is spliced from 5 exons. NCBI's taxonomy places the organism in Eukaryota, Metazoa, Arthropoda, Insecta, Coleoptera, Lampyridae. Gene Ontology annotation, molecular function: aldose reductase (NADPH) activity. The coding region runs from base 21 to 968 and encodes 315 amino acids. Gene Ontology annotation, cellular component: cytosol. The record is from RefSeq and is a predicted model, not a curated record.
UAAACAUUAGUACAAUAGCGAUGUCUGUACCUAUCGUUAAGUUAAAUAACGGAGAAGAAAUACCUGCACUUGGCUUAGGUACCUGGAAGUCUCCUCCAGAAAAGGUAACUCAGGCUGUAAAAGAUGCGAUCGAUAUUGGCUACCGCCACAUAGACUGCGCUUUUGCCUAUGGAAACGAAGAGCAAGUGGGCGCAGGUAUUUCUGCAAAAAUUUUGGAUGGUACGGUUAAGCGAGGUGACCUGUUCAUAACCAGUAAGUUAUGGAAUACCUUCCACCGGCCCGGAAUAGUCGAAUCUGCCGUAAGACAAUCAUUAAAAAAUUUGGGUGUCGAUUACUUAGAUCUCUACUUAAUGCAUUGGCCGAUGGGGUAUAAAGAGGGAGAUCAAAACAUGCCAACAGGACCCGAUGGAACUGUAGUACCGUCACCGUAUGACUAUGUCGAUACGUGGCAAGCUAUGGAAGAAAUUAAAAAAAAAGGUUUAGCAAAGUCUAUUGGUAUAAGUAAUUUUAACAGUCGUCAAAUUGGCCGCCUUCUUGAGAAAGCAAGCGUUGUUCCGGCAGUAAAUCAAGUCGAAUGUCAUCCCUAUUUAAACCAAAGACAGCUGAUUGACUAUUGCAAUUCCAAAGGGAUAAAAAUAACGGCUUAUAGCCCUUUAGCAUCUCCGGGUCGCCAGGGCAUUAAUCCAGAGGAUCCAGUUUUGUUAAAAGACCUACGGCUGGAGGUGAUCGCAAAGAAAUAUAGCAAAACACCAGCACAAGUGGUAAUAAAAUAUCAGAUCCAAAGGGGCAACAUAGUCAUCCCAAAAUCAGUGACUAAAUCUAGAAUUCAAGAAAAUUUUAAUGUAUUCGAUUUUGAACUUUCAAGUGAAGAUAUUAGUGUUAUUGACACAUUUAACCGUAAUUUAAGGUUAAUACGGCCUUCUGGGGCGUCAUCUCACCAAUAUUAUCCAUUUAACGAGGAAUUCUAAAUACCUAAACCUACUGUUCCAAUUAUGUUUGUAGGUAUAGCAUUGUGAGGUCUUACUUUGUCAAAUAUAGAAAUGAAAAAAA